AGGGGAGGGGCCGAGCGCCUUCAGUUGUUCUGGCCGCUGCACUCGUCGGGCGUGCUGGCUGAAGGCCGCUCCUCAGGCGAACCGUCUCAAUGACCAUUUGUCAGUUCUUCCUUCAAGGCCGGUGCCGCUUUGGAGACCGGUGCUGGAAUGAACAUCCCGGCGCCAGGGGUGCGAGCGGGGGACGGCAGCAGCCUCAGCAACAGUCCUCAGGCAGUAGCAGACGUGGAUGGAAUGCCUCUAACCAGAGAUACUCCGGUGUGAUACAGCCAUCCAGUUUCUCCAAAUCCACACCAUGGGGGGGCAGCAAAGAUCAAGAGAAGUCGUCAUUAGGGUCUUUUGAGCCUGGAACUUCAGCUGGCAGGGACAGGGAGUUUGGAUUGUCUCAGAACCCAUUCGCUUUACUUAGCCCUGAUGAACAGAAAGAAGAAAAGAAACUCCUGGAAGGAAUUGUAAAAGAUAUGGAGGUUUGGGAAUCAUCAGGGCAGUGGAUGUUUUCUGUUUAUUCACCAAUGAAAAAGGAGCCUAAUAUUUCAGGUUUUACAGACAUUUCACCAGAAGAGUUGAGGCUUCAAUACCAUAACUUCUUAACCAGCAAUAACUUACAGAGUUAUCUAAAUUCCAUUCAACAGUUAAUAAAUCAAUGGAGGAAAAGGGUAAAUGAAUUGAAAACCCUAAAUACAGCAACUAAAGUAACCUUGCUUCCGGAUGUAAAAGCUGGAGUCAGUCAAGCAGCACGUGUGUUUGGAUUUGGCAGCGGGCAAGGCCCAACAUUUGGGUCGGCAGGUUUUCCAUUGAACAACAGCAGCAGCGAUACUGCUCGGAAUUUUAGUUUUAAGCCAAGCUCUGGAUUUGUCACGGCCCCUUCUGAAAACCAGUCCGUGUUUGGGAGUCCUCCAGCAUUCGGAGCUACACCCUCUGCCAGUUCUGCUGCCACUACUUCUGCUUCACCUUUUGGGUUUGGGAAGCCUAAAAUCACAUCUGCUGCUUCAUUUUCAUUUAAAAGUCCCACCGCUUCUGGUUUUGGACCACCCGGAUUUUCAGCAUUUCCAGCUUCCUUGGCAGCAGGCCCUGUAGGAGCUCCGGGCUUCGGAAGUGGCAGUUUUGUGGCUGGCUUUGGUGGUCCAGGCUCACAUUCUAACACUGCAUUUUCCAAGCCAUCGCAUAAUGUCUUUGGGAAUAACAACACAGCCACAUCUCUCCCAGUCUCAAAUGGCUGCAUCACCACAGAUAAUGUGUUAUUCACACCCAAGGAUCAACUAACAGUGGAAGAACUGGAACAAUUUCAGUCCAGGAAAUUUACUCUGGGAAAAAUUCCAUUAAAGCCACCACCAGUGGAGCUUCUAAAUAUUUAGAAGGGCAGUAUUUAAAUACAGGAAAGGACUGCUUUUAAAAUUAUGUUUUGAGUGGUUCAUAUAAAAGAGUAGAUAUGUAUUCAUGUAUACACACGCACACAUACACAUUCAUAAGGCAUAUAAGCUUUCAAUAGUUAUUUUAGAGGUUUUAAAAUUGAAUGUUUUGCUUAAUUCAAACUUAGUAAAACAGCACAUAGUCAGCAAGCAAGGGAAUUGUCUUACCGUAGUUAUGAAUGGAACUGAAAGAAACUCAGUGUGCACUGAAUAAAGCACUUUUCUACAUUCCACACAACUUUACUGUCUUAUCCUAAAGUUUUGCCUUUAAUUUUUUUUUUUUUUCCUUUUUUUUGCAGGGGGGUUAGGAGAGAUAGUUUCUGGAACUAUUAAGGGGGGAAAAACUCAAAUAUUUAGGCUACUUCAAGAAUAAACAUCAAUAGCAUUACUUUCCUUCGUGUUAAAGACGACUCUAAAGGAUGACAAAGCUUUUGUUAUCUUGGCCUAAUUUUUAUAUAACUAUUUCUCACACUGUCCCAUCAAGUGGAUAAAUUGAAAGAGGUAUAAAAGUUGUGAUCUCAUGUGAAUAAAUAGUGUAUGUACUGAAGCUCCUGUUUCUAGAGCAUGUUUGGAUAUCAAGGUAGUAAGCUCACAUAUCCUCUGCAUUGAUGAUCUGUGAAAUCAGAGACCUGUUGUGAGUAUAGGCCGAUAUAUGAGUUCUGUGCCACUUUUUCAGGCCUAAAAAAUUACAUAGCACUGCCAGAGCAGUAACCUAAUACAGCUCUGAAAUAGAGCUGAUUUUUUUAAAGUGAAAAUAAAACCUUACCUCAUAGAAGAUAAACGCUCUGAAUGAUUUUAGCAUAUAUGCAAAGGAUUCACUCCUCAGGAUCUAGAAUCUCCGUUAUGCUGUUUGAAGAACUGAAUGGUUCCAUUUCAUAGUUCUGAAACCCCAGCAUUUGGGACGGAAUAGACACCUAUAGGGUGUAAGUUCGAAACCAUCUUUGAUGUAGAGAUAGUAAGUAAACUAUAAGUUUCUGCUUUGGCUGCAAGCUCUAAGGGCUUUCAAAUGUUUGUUCCAACUUAGAGGUAAAGCCUAGAAAUUCCCUACCUCCAGGGAAUGAACCCUACACUACCUAGAGGUUGGUUACAGGCUUACCAGCUUACUUGGAUCCCAUCAGAACUUCCCAGGGUGCACAGAGGAUGGUGGUUAAAGGCCCAGUGUUUCCAAAUUUGCCUGAUGAUAAGAAUCACUUCAGUGCUUGCUAAAUAAUGUAUUUACAUUGCCAGGCCUUUCCUUUGGGCUUGACCAGAGAAUACAAUUUUUAAAAAGUGUUCCAUGAGAUCCUUAAGGCAAGUUUGGGAAACCAGAGCCUAUCUAGCUGCAUUUAGGCUACUCAAUAAUACAGGGUUUUUUGUUUUUUAAUUGUUGAAGUGUGCUUUCUGUGCUCACACCCACACACAAAUGUGAGUUUAAUGGGAUCCAAAGUUGUCAAAGAGUGCCAGAACAGCUACGGGUUACUUGAAAGUGGGAGAAACUGAAGCAGAGGACCAAAAACCAACUGCCGUCAAGUCGAUUACCGACUCAUAGUGACCCUAUAGGAUGGAGUAGAACUGCCUCCACAGGGUUUCCAAGGAGCGCCUGGUGGACUCCAACUGCCGACCUUUUGGUUAGCAGCCGUAGUUCUUAACCACUACGCCACCAGGGUUUCCAGGCAGAGAAGCCCACAAAAAAGCCAGCAGUAUGAAUGCAGGCAUCAGCAGUCCGGGAAGGCCAGGAACUCCUAGACCUAGGCCAAGGGGCAGCGAGGCUUCAGGUGGUGAGGUGGUGAUGAGGCAUAAAGGCAGGCUUGAUGGGAGUGCAAGGGAAAAAAGCACAGCAAGAGCAUGUGCCAGUGUCAAAGAAGCCACCAUCUGGGUUUGUCCUGUGAGGCAAGAACCAGUUCUAGGAGAGCGGGCCUAACUGAAAGGCAACCCACCAGUACGUAAAACGGCCUCCUCUGCAGCUACUGCGAUAGCUGGCCCUUUUACCUGGGGUCUAGGGCAGAGACAGAACUGCAAAUGAGGUGACUGAUAAUCCCGUAACAGAUUGCAAUAGCUAAGAGCUGAUACUAAGGAGAGAACUAUUAAAAAAGGCACAGAAUGAUUUAGCUACGCAGUGUUCAUAAGAGUGAAAUAAUUCUGUAUAAAAUGCCCAACAACAGGAAAUUGGUUAAUUGUGGUAAGUUAAUAUAUUGGAGUGCCAAGCCACCUUUCUAAAUGACCUGGAAGAAUACACAAUAAUUUGGAAAAGUUUUCAUUCUGUAGUCAGUGGGCAAAAGCCUGUUAUAAAAUAGCACGUAUGAUGUUCAGUUUAGGAGAAAGUGUAUUUCCAUAGGGGAAGAAGUCUAAAAAAAAAAAUAAUAGCCCAAGUUUUAAUGAACUUUUGCUAUGUGCCAGACAACAUUCUAAGAACUUUGUCUUUUAGCUGACUUAAUCCUUACAACCCUAUAAGUGCUAUCAUCAUCCUCAUUUUCCAAAUGAGAAAGCCAAGAUUUGGAAGUGUUAAGUGACUUGCACAAGAUCAUUUAACUAGCAAAUGGUUGAACUGGAAUUCCAACACAGGACUUCGAACCACGCUUUACACCCCGCAUAUACUAUAUAGUCAGAUUAUGGAUAAUUUUUUUUCUUUUUGCUUACCAGUAUUUUCAACAGUAAACAUACAUUAUCUUUGUAAUAAAUGUUUCCUACAUUUUUCCUUAUAUGUGUGUAAUUUGGGGCAUGGGGUAUAACAUCUUUAGAUGGCAAAGGUUUAAUCUAUUUAUCUUGUUGAGGAUAUACACAGCAAACACACCAAUUCAACAGGUUCUCCAUGUACAAUUCAUUGACAUUAGUUACAUUCCUCAAAUUGUACAACCACUCUCACUCUCAGUUUCUGAGUCGUUCCUCCCCCAUCAACAUAAACUCACUGCCCCCUAAGGUUCCUAUCUAAUCUUUUGAGUUGUUGUCAGUUUGACCCCAUAUAGAUAGUUCUUUAAAAAGCAUAAUGCUCAAGCAGAUUUUUCUACUAGUUAAGCUAAACUAUUUGUUGGUUUUAUGAAGACUUCAGGGGAUAUUUUGGGUUUAAGGUUUAAAGAUUACCUUAGGGCAGUAGUUUUGGUGGCUCAUCCAGCUUCCAUGGCUCCAGAAAGUUUAGAAUCCAUGAGAAUUUACGAUUCAGUUCUGCACUUUCCCCCUCAAAGUUUUAAUUUUAACUGGACAAUUAAGUGAAGUUCUUCAUUCCCCUGAGAUUCAAGAUAAAUACUCAGAAGGUAACAAGUUAACCAGUUGCCGCUCUAGUCAACUCUGACUCACGGUGACCUCAUGUGUAUCACAGUAGACCUGUGCUCUGUAGGAUUUGCAAUAGUUGACUUUUGGAAGUAGCUCACCAGGCCUUUCUUCCAAGGUGUCUCUGGGUGGACUUGAACCAUCAACCUGUUAGCAGCCAAGAUCUUAACUAUUUGUCCACCAGGGACACCAACUCAAAAGAUACAGGCCUCUUAUCUGAAGAUAAGCCCUUCCUUCCUAAAAUUCCAAUUACUUUUCUUUGCCCUUACCCGGAGAAGAGUCCAUAAGCAAACGAGACUAAGAAGUUCAUCUGGCUGAGUUGACAAUAUCCACUUCUCUUCACUCCAUUCCAGCCCCCAUCUUUCAAUUCUUCCUUUCUACUUUUGUUUCUGCCACUUCAAAAAAGAAGCUAAAGCCUUCAAAAAGUGAGGGAAUCUUUUCUAAGAGAGAUGCUUUGAAGUAUGAAACAAAUUAAUGAAGCCAUUUUAUUCCCCCCAAAUACCAGCUUGUAAUUAAGAGGUAUUACAAAAGAAGACUUAAAAAAAAAAAAAAACUGAACCUCACUAAUACUCAUGAAAGGCAAAUUAAUGUGAUCCCCCUUCGUGCUCAUCAGAUUGGCAAAAAUUAAAGUCUAACAAUAACAAGUAGAAACUCUUGUAUAUUACUUAUGGGAGUGUGAAUUGGUUCAAGCAAUUCAGCACAGGGCAAUUUGGCAAUACCUACUUAACAACACUGAAGAGGCACAUCCUCUACGACCUGGCAGGCCCACUCCUUCCUCCUCGAAGAGUGCAAUAUCAGCACCACCUGGGAAUUUACCAUAAAUGCAGAAUCUCAAGCCCCACCCCAGUCCGACUGAGUCAGUCUGUUGUAACAAGAUCUGCCAGAGGACUGUACGCACUGUGAAAGUUGAAAUCAUUGCCUGCCUGAGCAAGGAAACAUGGGCAAAAAUGUACAUAGCAGCAUUGACUGUAGUAGCAAAAAAAACAGAAACAACAACUGUUUGUAGUAGCAAAAAGUUGCAAACAACAAUAAGUCCCAGAUAAACUUUGGUAUUGUGGGAUAUACCUGACAACAACUGGCACUACUUGUGUAAACAAUACAACAAAAGGGUAGGUGCAGAAUACUAUGUCUAGAAUACCAUUUAUAUAAAGUACAAAAUGUAAAUCAAAAUUAUAUAUCAUUUAUGUCUACAUAAACAUAAACAUAGUAAAGAAAUAACUGCAUGGGAAUAAUAAGCACUGAAUUCAGAGUAAUGGUUACCUGGUGGGGGAAAGGAAUGGGACACGGGAGGCGUAUACAAGGAACUUUAUAUCCGAGACAUUUUAUUUAUUUUUUUAAUCUAAGCUUAAUAUGUCAGAAUGUUAAAAUUGGACAGCAUAUGUGGUGAAUUUAUAGUUAUUUAUUAUAUUAUUUUCUAUACUUUUCCACAUGCUUGAAAUAAAUUUACAUAUUUUUAAAGAUGUAACUUAGAAAAAAAAAUGCUUUUUUUCCCAUGCCAAAUUGUGUAUUAUUAAGUAACAGAUUUCUGAAGUGAUCAUUAUGAAUCAGCUGGUUUGUCAAAUUGUAUCCCAGUCUGUCACAUUGAUGAAACUUGCCAUUUAAAUACUGAAAUCAGGAGUAAAAAUUCUACCCUAGAGAACAGCUGACUGUAGAUACAGAAAAUUUUUUUUUGCUACCAGGCUAGUGAAUGCUAGUGAUACACAUUUGAAUAUUUGUACAGAAAAUGAAAGUUACAUUUAAUUCACUAGGAAGGGUAUGAGUUUGUCUCUCUAAUUAUGCCAGACAAGGAAGGUAAUCUAGAACCAAUAUGCUAACCAGUUAUCUUGAGGCCCUUUCCUCCACAAUAUUCAUCAACCAGCUCUUUAAGUCUUGUUUCCUUGGUCUUUUAUAAUAUAAAGAGCGAUCUGUCCUGUCAGCUUUGAAACUGAGGAACAGAAGAGUUCUCUGUCACGAAUAUCUUUUAACACAUUAUGACUCACAUCUCUUCUCCACCAAAAAAAAAAAAGUCAAAAGACAUUACUUGAAUUACCUAUUAAUUCAGAACCCACUCAACUCAGAGACAUUUACAUAAAUCAGUAGAUACAACAUACAGUCCUGUAUAAGAAAAAGCUUGCUUGAUUCAUUGAAAGUGUUCAUCAUUGAUAUUAAGUACCCAACAAGCCUGUUGCAGUCAUGUUGAUUCCGACUCAUAGAGACCCUAUAGGAAAAGAUAGAAC
Messenger RNA from Loxodonta africana (African savanna elephant), 6865 nucleotides. RefSeq names its product nucleoporin 42 (gene NUP42). Gene Ontology annotation, cellular component: ribonucleoprotein complex; nuclear envelope. The record is from RefSeq and is a predicted model, not a curated record. Gene Ontology annotation, molecular function: nuclear export signal receptor activity; single-stranded RNA binding; metal ion binding. The transcript has 7 exons. Gene Ontology annotation, biological process: retrotransposition. NCBI's taxonomy places the organism in Eukaryota, Metazoa, Chordata, Mammalia, Proboscidea, Elephantidae. The coding region runs from base 90 to 1352 and encodes 420 amino acids.